UCUCGCUGCCGAAAUUGUGGAUGAAGGGUACUGUGAUACGGACUGUAACGAAUGUUGCUAACACCACGUCGACCUACAAGGUGAAGAUCAGUGCCCCCAAGGAAGUGCAAGUGCACGUUUCGCCAUCGCGAUUUACCAUAGCCCCUGGGAAAAGACUUCGUUAUAAGGUGACUGUUGUGGUGAAGCAGCGAUUCGGAAUGUUCAAGUUUGGCAGCCUCACAUGGGUGGAUGACAAGGGCCAUUCGGUGCGCUCAGUACUCGCUCUGCAUUGCAAACAGUCAUGCUGGUACUGGUGCUAGUAGCCUUGUGGAAGUAGCUUUGCUGAGUAGUGUAUUUUUGUUACAUCCAGUUUCUCAUAAAUGUCUGGGUACAUU
Messenger RNA from Closterium sp. NIES-67, 374 nucleotides. The record is from the annotation of a GenBank genome assembly. NCBI's taxonomy places the organism in Eukaryota, Viridiplantae, Streptophyta, Zygnematophyceae, Desmidiales, Closteriaceae.